AUGGAGUCAACGGCCCCCGUGAGGCCCCGUCGAGCCCCGUUGACAUCCCCCAAAGACCACGUCGGCGAGGAUCCCUGGAUUCCCCCAACUUCGGGCGGACCACGGAAGAGGGCGAGUUCAGGCCUGGAGCUCCUCCUAGAGGCCCGCGUGACCCUCGCCCUCCUCUUGAUAUUCCUCGUCGACGGCGCGAGUCCUCCUCUCACGCUGCGCCGCCCGGUCCCUCUCGUCCUGACGCGGUUCCUCCGGUGCCUCCUAUCCCCAACUUCAACUCUCCCGGCAACCAGCCACGCGUUCCUCGCUGUUUUGACCUCCCUGGCGCUGAUUCAUUCCCCAACGGAAACCGCCGUGUCAUCAACGGUAAUUGGACCCAAAGGCAACUCGAAUAACGUCCAGGUUGUCACAAUCGGAGGACGUCAAUUCCAUAUCCCAGUUGCGUUGAUGGCCCCCUACCCCAACUGGCAACCCCUCACCACCUCCAUUGAAUUCCGAAGUCGGCUAUCGAUACUCGAUCCUGAUGUCUUUGCUGUCUUACUUGAGUCAGUCGUCAACGUCGGUGGGUUUUCAGGGAUCGAGAGUGGCCUCAACCUUCCACUCCUGAUCCAGACGCUUGUCAUGGCGGUGGACUUUGACAUGAAGCAAGAGAUGGCCAGUCUCUCACUCUCCAUCUCCCGGUACAUCUGCCAGAAAAUCAUGUUCCACAAUCCUUGGGCUGCGGGGGUGGCUACUAGACUCGGACAAGAGUACUUCAAGUUCCGGUCCGCGGAGAUCUACCAGUCCUGGAAACUCCUGGACGCAAGUCCUCGAUUGGCCAGGCACAUCAACAUCGACACUGGCGAUCUCAUCAUCCUAUACGUCCACACAGUCCAUCACAACUACUGGCCCGCUCUCACCCAGAACGAGCGUGCUCCUGCGCCGUCCCACACCUUCAGCAGCUGCUGGAGAGGCUUCUUCCGCCGUACGGGAUACCUGGACAUGCCGUGGAUUGCCAAGGACAAGUACUUUCUCGAUUUCAUGUACCCACAAGCGAACGUUGCAAACGGUCCUGAACGCCCCGCCACCGAAGCCGCCCGCAAUGUCCCACCUCCCGCCAUCAUUGUACAGCCACCUGUCGAAGAGACCAAUGCCACCGAGGAGGAUCUCGACGACGAUGAUGACACUGCUGUAGAGGACCCUCCUGGCCCGCCUAACUUCAUCUGA
Messenger RNA from Ilyonectria robusta, 1197 nucleotides. RefSeq lists its product as uncharacterized. The transcript has 4 exons. The coding region runs from base 1 to 1197 and encodes 398 amino acids. Lineage: Eukaryota; Fungi; Ascomycota; Sordariomycetes; Hypocreales; Nectriaceae. The record is from RefSeq and is a predicted model, not a curated record.